Messenger RNA from Sphaeramia orbicularis (orbiculate cardinalfish), 4348 nucleotides. It is a transcript of the gene whrna, whose product is annotated as whirlin a. Gene Ontology annotation, biological process: sensory perception of sound; auditory receptor cell stereocilium organization. Gene Ontology annotation, molecular function: protein binding. The record is from RefSeq and is a predicted model, not a curated record. NCBI's taxonomy places the organism in Eukaryota, Metazoa, Chordata, Actinopteri, Kurtiformes, Apogonidae. Gene Ontology annotation, cellular component: cilium; stereocilia ankle link complex; stereocilium tip.
UGGGGCUAAUUGGCUCUCAGUCCACUUGUGUGACUUAUUGGCUGCGGUGCCGCUUAUAAACAGCUCGGCUGCGUCAUUUCCUGACAGAGGACGCGCAGAGGCACCGGAUCCGCCACACUCCGCUCAGUCGCUGUUGGACCGUCUGGGAGGCGGCGGGUCACCAGCGGGACCGGGAACCACAACCGGAGCCAGGACCACCACACCGACCCCCCGGACCGGGACCGAGCACCACCGGGUUUAAUGUGCAGAUAUUCUUGUGGAUUUUGGACUCAGUGGAACCAAACAGGGAUCUACUCUGCUCAACUCCUCUGGACGCAGCGCACAAACGGCACAAACUACUUUUCCGUGUCGCUUUUCUUCCACAGAGACCGUGUUAGUCCCACGGAGGACCGGUUCCGGUAGUUUUCAGCUGUGGGGUGGUUGUUUUUUUUUUGCGUCAAGUUGUGGAGCUGGAGACGGUGAAGCGGACACCGGAGAAUCGGCGGCCACCUGACCUCCUGGAAAAUAAGACCGCAGCUAAUGACACGGCAGGCUGGGAUCCUGCGUGGAUCAGUAAAACCCGGACACGGAGCCGAGUUCCCCUGCGACUGUUAAAGGAAAAAGUUGCUUGGGUCCAGGUUUGUAAAUAAUGCCCGGUGCGGACUGAAGGUGUCAUCUGUGGAGCUGAAGGAGUUGGACUGAACCGCGCGUCAAAGCUGCGUCCCCCCCCCACCCCCCACCCCCCCCACUCGUGUCCGUGGAUGAUCCUUCAGACGCAGACGGCUAUGGAUCCGCGCGUCCUCCAGAAGCCCGGGUCCGUGUGCGCGGUGCCCGCUCUCUAACCCUGCCCCGCUGCGGCGCCGUGUCCCGGUCCACCUCGCCAGGAUGAGCAGCACGGACCUGGAGCGCAUGUCGCUCAGCUCGUCGGCCAACUCGGUGGCCUCCAGUGCGCGGACGCUGUCGGUGAAUGUGAAAAAGCUCCACAACGCGCUCAACCUGCUGCUCAACGACUACGAGAGGGAGCAGUUCAUCCACUGUCUGAACGUCUACCACUCCAAACGCAACGUGUACGACCUGGUCCAGACCCUCAAUGUCAUCCUCAACGCCCCCAGUAAGAGGCAACUUCUGCCCAUGCUGCGGCUGGUCAUCCCCCGCUCCGACCAGCUCCUGUUCGAGCAGUACACCUCCGAGGGCCUCUAUCUCAAAUCGGAUUUAGUGGCAAGCAACGGGAACGCCGACCCCCCGGCAGCAGCGCCGCCGCCACCGCCGGGUGACUACCCCGGCUCCAGCCCGACCCCCCCGGCGCAUCUGUCGCCCAACAACCCGCCGGAGUUCCAGGUGGCUCUGCGCGGUUCUCCGGACAGUUUCAGCACCAGCAGCGACGGGACAGCUCCCCUGGUGCCGCUGCUGGGGAAGAACUUCAUCCACGAGCCCCCGGGGGAGCUCCGGCAGGUGUCCAUGAAGAGGCACAAGAGCCACGAGGGCCUGGGCUUCAGCAUCCGAGGAGGCUCCGAGCACGGGGUGGGCAUCUACGUGUCCCUGGUGGAGCCCGGGAGCCUGGCGGAGAAGGAGGGUCUGCGGGUGGGGGACCAGAUCAUGAAAGUCAACGACAAAGUGUUCGACAAAGUCACGCACGCGGAGGCAGUGAAGGUGCUUAAAGGCAGUAAAAAGCUGUGUCUGUCGGUGCGUUCAGUCGGGCGAAUCCCGGGCGGCUACGUCACCAACCAUGUUUAUACCUGGGUGGACCCUCAAGGCCGGAGCGUGUCUCCGCCUCCGGACCUGCCGGAGCAUCGGAGCGCCACCCUGAGACGAACCGACAGCCAGAGACGCAGCAACAUGCAGCUGCUGCAGGACGGAGACGAGAAGAAGGUCAACCUGGUUUUAGACGACGGCCGCUCCCUGGGGCUGAUGAUCCGAGGCGGAGCCGAAUACGCUUUGGGUAUUUACAUCACCGGAGUCGACCAGGGCUCGGCAGCAGAGUGUGGAGGACUCAAGGUCGGCGACCAGAUCCUGGAGGUGAACGGCCGCAGCUUCCUGAGCGUCCCCCACGACGAGGCCGUCCGAGUCCUCAAGUCGUCGCGGCACCUGAUGAUGACGGUGAAGGACGUGGGCCGGCUGCCGCACGCCAGGACGGUGGUGGGGGAGACCAAGUGGAUCGCCAGCUCGCAGAUCGGAGAGAGCUCUGCCAACAGCAGCAUGGCCAGCUUCUCCGUGGACCAAGGAGCCUCUGCAGCAGGAAAGCCCGGCUUCUAUAAGGGUGUGGCUGGCUCUCAGGUGACCCUGUCCAGCCUGGUCAACCAGUCCCGGGCCAUGCUGGAGGAGCAGGCCCGCCACCUGCUGACCGAGACCGAGCGCCAGACCAUGGGCUACUACGUGGAGGAGUACCGGGACGGACACAUCGGCGUGGAGCAGCUGGUCAUGGCGCUGUUCGAGCUGCUCAACACACAUGCCAAGUUCUCCCUGCUCUCCGAGGUCCGAGGUCUGGUCACCCCUCAGGAUCUGGAACGUUUUGAUGGUCUGGUGCUGCGACGGGAAAUCCAGGCUCUGAAGGCGCGACAGGGGACGACAGCUGGAGCCGCGGCGCUUCAAACGGACUCCAUGUCCAUGGUGUCGUACCCGGACACCCUGACGUCGUCCUCGGCCAGCUUCAUGACCAACACCACCCUGAGCUCUGCACGGAACGACAGCGUGGUGGAGACGAAUGAGGACGAUCCUCCGGAGAGUCUCAACAUGCUGCUGACCGACAUCUCUCUGGAUGAUGUACAGUCCGCCACCGCCGAAUCCCCCCCCUCCUUCAAGCCUCCGCCCCCCCCAGGGGUGCAGAGGCGCCAGAGUAGACGAGACCAGCUCUACAAAAGCCCCUCGUCUGAGUCGUCCCACUCAGGCUUGUACUUCACAGCCCCGCCCUCCCACAGCCACAGCACAGACCCCGGUCAGGGCGUCACCUCGCCGACGCAGCACCACAAACGAGAGGCCGCCAGGGACCCGACUCGAGACUACGCCACUGUCCGAAAGAAAGACGCCGCCGCCGCUCACUCCAGGAAAGAGCCCAUAGCGAACGCUCAGCUGUCCACGGUGGCGCAGCACAACAUCGGGCCCUUCCCCAGGGUCCAGUCCCGGCAGCAGAGCCACCAAACCCACCCCCUCCACCCCUCCACCCCCUCUCCUCCACCUCCACCUCCGCUCCCCGCCCCUCCUCCUCCUCCUUCGUCCCUGCCCCAUAAACCGGGGUCCGUGUCCAAAUCGGCCGCCUCUAAACACCAGUUUGUGACAGUUGAGGUUCACAGGCCCAACGCCGAGCCGGACGUCAACGAAGUGCGGCCGCUGCCUCAGGCUCGAGGUGGCGCCCUGUCUCAGCUGUCAGACAGCGGCCAGACGCUCAGCGAGGACAGCGGCGUGGACAUUGCUGAUUCGGGACACGUCAGCAAAGACAGCAGCCCCCACUCCUCACGCACUCGCCGCCCCGGAGAGCACCAAGGGGGCGGGGGGGACAACCCCUCCAAACCGCCCGGUCUGCUGGAGCCCACCUCCACGCUGGUGAGGGUGGCCAAGAGCGCCAGCACGCUGGGCAUCGCCAUCGAGGGCGGAGCCAACACUCGGCAGCCGCUGCCACGAAUCGUAACAAUACAGAGGGGGGGUUCGGCUCAUAACUGUGGCCAGCUGAAGGUGGGUCAGGUGAUCCUGGAGGUCAACGGGGUUUCCCUGAGGGGCCGCGAGCACAGGGACGCCGCCAGACUCAUUGCCGAGGCCUUCAAGACCAAAGAGAGGGACUACGUGGACUUCCUGGUGACAGAGUUCAAUGUGGCUCUAUAGCUGAGAGGACGAGGAGAGAGAAGAAGAAGUAGAAGAAGAGAAGUUCCAAGACAAAAGAAGAAGACGAGAUGUAAACCUUCAGAGAUUUCAAUGGCACAACUCUUUUUUUUUUUUUUUUCCCCCUCAGCCUUUCUCCUUUCCCAUGAAUCUGGAUACUCGAAUUUACAAGGUAUUUAUCCGAACUGUGGACUUGGUUCAGGAUUCUCUUCAACGUUUUACCUCCCCACUGUGAGACCUUAUGCACUACAACAGAAAAUCGUGAAUCCUACAUUGCUUAGUCUGUUCUUUUAUCGUCCUGGAUCUGAAAUGGACCGCGGCGUUUUUACAACACCAAAACUUUGUCGUAGCACUCCCACAUCCCAUCGUCACUUUAGUGAUUUAUUAGUUAUGGCUUCAGAGGAAAGUGCACAUCUGAGACUUUAAAAGCUUGUAUUUGUAUAUAAGAUGAACAAAUGUAAAUACAGAUGACUAUAUAAUGUACACAUGAAGAUAGUAGUAUAUGAAUUAUAAUAAUGUAUCAUCAGCAUAUAAUAAUAUACUUGGAUGACGAUGAUAA